AUGUGGAAGUUCGUCAGAAAUUUGCAAGCUGCGGUGGUUUUAGCAACCAUAGCAAUGGCUGUUAUGGCACAUCCCUCAACUCAGCAAGCCGUGACGAAGCUUCAUGUGAAAAAUGAGCUAUGCGGUCUCAGACUGAUAGUGCAUUGUGCAUCCAAAGACGACGAUCUUCGUGCCCACGUGCUCGACACGGGCUCUGCUUUCAGUUGGGAGUUCGAAUCGGUGAAUUUCAUUCGUACAACUGUUUUUUGGUGCAACCUCGCAGUCCGGAACAACCACCUUUCUUUCACCGCGUAUAACGCGGCAAAGUAUAAUAGACAUGAUCAUUGGGUUGUCAACGAGAAGGGAGUUUUUACUGAAGGACAUCGUCUGAUUUCUGAAUGGAGGUAUGGAGCGUUGUCUGUCGAUAAAUCACAUUGUAACGGUAUCUUCCUCAAGGAUUUCAUCACUCAGAACAGUCCCAUCCCCCAGGAGGAUUCAUCAGUUGCUGACUGGACUGAUAACAAUGGAAACUGGGAUUGGCCGAAGCUUCAGACCCUCCUCCCUCCUAAUAUCCUCUCCCUUAUUGCUGGAAUUGAACCCCCAAAAAGCAACCUGGGAGAAGACAAAUGCAUUUGGGGUUUAGAGAGGGAUGAGAGGUUUAGGCUCAAAUCAGCAUAUAAGCCUGCUGCUGGCCAGCUGGAGACAACUGAAGAGGGUUUUUGGAAGAAGCUAUGGAGAUGGAAAGGGCUAAGCCGCACAAAACACUUCCUUUAG
Messenger RNA from Linum tenue, 753 nucleotides. The record is from the annotation of a GenBank genome assembly. NCBI's taxonomy places the organism in Eukaryota, Viridiplantae, Streptophyta, Magnoliopsida, Malpighiales, Linaceae.